Messenger RNA from Papaver somniferum (opium poppy), 426 nucleotides. Its product is annotated as protein starmaker-like. The coding region runs from base 1 to 426 and encodes 141 amino acids. NCBI's taxonomy places the organism in Eukaryota, Viridiplantae, Streptophyta, Magnoliopsida, Ranunculales, Papaveraceae. The record is from RefSeq and is a predicted model, not a curated record. The transcript has 2 exons.
AUGACGGCUUCCAGCAGUCGUAGUUAUUCCUCCGGUUCUGACGAAGAUCCCAAAGCUCCCAUAGCUAUGUCGAGAGCCAAGGUAAUUCGCGAUGAGAGAGCAAAGCCUAGCGUACCCUCGAAUGAGCGGAGAGUUACUUUCGGUGAAAUCAUGAAAAGAAAAGCCGACGACGAUGAGAAAGAUGCUCGUCAGCGCACAAAGGAUCGAAUCCGACGCAAAAUACAGAUAGCUGAGGAAAAACGGCAAUUCUUGGACGGGGUACCCUCUGAUUCUGAUGUUGAUGCUUCCGAAGAAGAAACCUCCUGGGGUUUGCCUGAUCAUCGUGACAGUGAUUCCGAAGAAGAGCAUUCUGAGAAGGAUAGUGAUGAAAACUCUGAGAAAGACAGUGAUGACGAAUCUGACAACUCAGAUGGAUCUAACGAAUAA